GAUCUCCCCUUGGGGCUUACCGACAUGAGGUUUUCCGGCAUAAUCGUUGCGCUCUGCUGCCUUUCUGUUGGAAGUGUCAACGCACGCGAGAAAAGCAGUGCCGCCACAAGCAGCCGCUGCAGCCCGGAGCUGGCUUACCAUUGCUACCAUGACGUGUCCAUGAAGGUUGUCAUCGACCACUGGGUGCCGGAGUCGAGGGAUGACCCGCAGUUUAUGCCUAUUUGCACUAGCUGCAAAGAGUUGCCGCUUCAACCCGAGUGUAAGUAUUACUACUCGGGUUGCUUCGAAAGUGAGAAAGCGACAGUUUCGUCUGCAUGAGCAGGGCUACGAUUAUCUGCGCUUCUUCAGCAGGAGGCUUGACUCCUGCAUUACUCCCUAUUUUCUUCACAUCUGUGUGGACAUUAAUGAGUUGAAGAACUGUGCUUUGGAGAGGCCCCACGUGUCUCAGCGACUCCGUGACUUCAGGAAACAAAGCUACGCACUAGUUGAAGACUUCACCGCCUGCGUGGACAGAGCGUUGGAAAGGUGCGACAACGAUACCGAAGCCGAUAACCUGAACUUUGUCAAGCUGGUACUGACUGCUACCAGCAACCUGAAUUGGUUCGACGAAGGACACCGAGCCCGAGUCUACCACGACUCAGCGACAACGACAACAGUCUACAGACGCACCGUCGACUUACUAGGUAUACUAAGACCGACGACUAAGGAGACGGCUACAUCUGAGACCAUGGCCGCGUCCUUGCAUGUCCCAUGA
This is a messenger RNA of Rhipicephalus microplus (southern cattle tick), 754 nucleotides long. RefSeq lists its product as uncharacterized. The record is from RefSeq and is a predicted model, not a curated record. Lineage: Eukaryota; Metazoa; Arthropoda; Arachnida; Ixodida; Ixodidae.